This is a messenger RNA of Rhopalosiphum maidis (corn leaf aphid), 2318 nucleotides long. Its product is annotated as G1/S-specific cyclin-D2-like. Gene Ontology annotation, molecular function: cyclin-dependent protein serine/threonine kinase regulator activity. The coding region runs from base 396 to 1253 and encodes 285 amino acids. The record is from RefSeq and is a predicted model, not a curated record. Lineage: Eukaryota; Metazoa; Arthropoda; Insecta; Hemiptera; Aphididae. Gene Ontology annotation, cellular component: nucleus; cytoplasm; cyclin-dependent protein kinase holoenzyme complex. The transcript is spliced from 5 exons. Gene Ontology annotation, biological process: mitotic cell cycle phase transition; positive regulation of G1/S transition of mitotic cell cycle; regulation of cyclin-dependent protein serine/threonine kinase activity.
GAUACUGAUUCGAUUCCGACGACGAGACGCGCGGCACACACGCAUUCUGACCUGGUCCGUUGCCGGGUUCGGACGUUUCAACGCGCUUUCAUUACGCAUACGCUCCUCCACUCGCACACACACGCACACCACACGCCGUUGUCGUAUACCCGUGCCCGUGCGUACUACCACGUCUCUUGUCGAUUUUUUUUGUUUGUAAAUCGAUAAUUGAAAAAAAAAUUUAUAACAAUAAUAAUAAACACUUUUCUGAAUUAAAAUUGUAAUCUCGUGGUUUUCUGUUCCUUCUCGUCGCACGGUGUCCACCUCGCUCGCGCAUAUACACCCGCGUAAUACACUACCAAUACACCGUACUAUAUACACAGAUAUAUUAUAUCCACAGCGAAACCGUCUCAAUCAUGGACUUGCUGUGUUGCGAAUCAACUUCGAAGAGCGUCGCGCAAAAGGAUCCGACUCUGCUGUUGGACGACCGUGUGUUCGACACCAUGCUCAAGUCUGAGAUCAGGUGCUUACCGGCUCCCGACUAUUUGGCAACCGUCCAGAAGGACCUCACUGCCAACCUCAGGAAGAUCGUGGUUGAUUGGAUGUGGGAGGUCUGCGAAGAGCAAAAGUGCCAAGAAGACAUUUUUCCAUUAGCCGUCAACUAUAUGGACAGGUUCCUGUCGGUAAAUCCGAUCAAUAAAAAUCACCUACAGCUGCUGGGUACCACUUGCCUGUUGGUCAGUUCUAAACUUCGGGAGUCCGACUGCCUUUCCGUUGACCUUUUGGUUCUGUACACGGACAAUACCAUUACUUCUGAAGAAUUGUUGAUGUGGGAGCUGCUCCUGUUGAGCAUCUUGAAAUGGGACGUGUCCGCGAUCACGGCUCACGAUUUUCUAUGGUAUAUACUUAAAAGACUGCACAUGGACACGGCCAAGCCAUUCGUGGACGUUGUUAUCAAACACUGCGGCACGUUCAUCGGCAUGUGCGCCAGAGACUAUAAAUUUUGUUCGUACAAGCCCAGCGUGAUCGCCGGGGCCAGCAUCGCGGCUGCUCUCAAUGGACUGGAAUACGCGGCCAUUUAUAAGUACGACUUGUUCACUAAGCUGCACGCCAUCACUGGCUCGAAAAAGGAGGUGCUGAAGACGUGCCAAGAGCAAAUCGAAGCCAUGGUCGAAGGCCACAAGAGACAACGCAAAGAAAUGGAUUUCGAAAUGUACGAAAAGCCGUACGACAAGACUGCCGAGUCGGACGAUUCUACAAACUGUUGGAUUUGAGAUCGUCAUCAGACUUUAAAAAAAAUAUAUUUACGAGAAAAAAACUACAGUGAAAACAAAAACAAAACAAUUUUUAUUAUAUUAUUAUUAUACUCCACCACACAGUACAUUUCACUUAUUACAACCAAUCGGUGUAAAAUCAUCGGUCCAUAUAUAUUUAUAUUACACAUUCACACACAACAAUAUUAUAAAAUGCUAAAUAAUACCCAUAUUAUUUAAGGUACUCGCAUACAGUUAGAUGUUUGACUUUUAGAGGCACUGUAAUAUGAUUAUUAGUAGUCUUAAGAUUAGGUUUUAUGAUUAUUUUGACUUUUUAUUAUUAUUUUUUAAUGGGGAAGGCAAUAAAAUACGCUUCAUGUUUCCGUACAUAUAAUGUUAUUAUAAUAAGAUUAUUAUUAUUAACCACAGCAACUCCGGUUUAUUGAACAGUGUAAUGGUGAUUGUUUAUAUACCAUAUAAUAUAAAACCAAUUUUCAUUAAAGCUCAAUGUAAUCUAAAAACGAAAAAAUAAAAUAUCAAUUUUCAUAAAAACAUCCUAAAUAGAUUCUGUGAAUCACAGCCGAUCGCGGCAGGCGUACACUAUACUUAUAAUGUAUAAUAUCAUACAACAUUGUGUUAUAUAUUUUAUUUGUUCCGUUUACGACACCGCGAUUCGAUUAAAAUGUACAGUAAAGUGCCGGUACGGCUACCUAUAUAACCAACAGAUUCCUAAAAUUUAUUAACUUUUAAGUUAUAUCAAAAUAGAUAGUUAUUAUAUUACAUAUAUUAUUAUAUUUUAAUUUUUAAUAUAUAUUAUUUACUUAACUUUUUUUUAGCGUUUAAGGUAGAUUCGCCGACCCAGAGUUCAGCACAUGGUUGGUGCAACAUUUUUUUUAAAGAUCUCUUGCGUCGGCAGUCUUUUUUAUAUAUAUAUAUAUAUAUUUAUAAAUUAAAAAGCUCAAGUUUCCAUUGGUAAUUAAAAUAUCACUCACGAUUGUUGCUUUCUUUGUAUUUCCGAACGUUUACACAUUUUUACAAUAUUUGUUUACAAUAAUUAAUAUAAGUUUUCAAGCCUUUACAUAAAUA